Molecule: messenger RNA, 1260 nt
Organism: Scedosporium apiospermum
Lineage: Eukaryota; Fungi; Ascomycota; Sordariomycetes; Microascales; Microascaceae
Exons: 2
Coding region: 1-1260 (419 amino acids)
Biological process (GO): activation of GTPase activity; nucleocytoplasmic transport
Cellular component (GO): perinuclear region of cytoplasm; nucleus; cytosol
Molecular function (GO): GTPase activator activity; small GTPase binding
Source: RefSeq, a predicted model, not a curated record
AUGGCUCCUUCAGAGAAGAAGGUAUUCACCCUAGAGGGAAAGGGGUUGAAGCUUGAUACCGCGGAAGACCUUGACGCCCAUAUCAAGGAGCUGCGCGAGAUGGAGGAUGUCGAGGAAGUCAGGAUCUUGGGAAAUACUCUGGGUAUCGGAGCCUGCAAACUUCUCGGUGAGGUCUUGUCUACGAAAAAGAACCUGAAGAUCGCAAACUUUGCCGAUAUCUUCACGGGCCGUCUCCUGAACGAAAUCCCCGAAGCGCUAUCCAGCCUCCUCACAUCCAUCCUCAACCACCCCAAUCUGCAUACCAUCGACCUUAGCGAUAAUGCCUUCGGCAUCAACACCCACGCGCCUCUCGUCGCUUUCCUCGCCGCGCACGUUCCUCUCCAACAUCUCUACCUCAAUAACAACGGCCUGGGUCCUCACUGCGGUAUCCUUAUUGCCGAUUCACUGUCUGAGCUCCACAAGAAGAAGGAGGAGGCCAGGAAGGCUGGCCAGGAGGUCCCCGAUCUCGAAACUGUCAUCUGCGGCCGCAACCGUCUCGAGAAUGGGUCUAUGACUGCCUGGGCUAAGGCCUUCAGCCUACAUAAUAAGGUAAAGUUGGUUAAGAUGGUGCAGAACGGCAUCCGACCGGAAGGCAUAUCCCACCUUCUCUCGGAAGGUCUCAACAAGGCCGCCGAACUCGAAGUCCUCAACCUUCAAGACAACACUUUCACACUCAGCGGCGCCAAGGCACUCGCCAAGGCAAUCCCCGGAUGGGUGGAGCUGAAGGAGCUCGGUGUCGGCGACUGCCUUCUCACCGGCAAGGGCGGUAUUUUGUUAAGCAAGGCGCUUGCCAAGGGACAGAACAAGAAGCUGGAGACUCUACGUCUCCAGUACAACGAUAUUACCACGCACGGCGUUAAGAGCCUCUCUGAGGCCGCCGAUGAAUUCCUACCUGCCCUCAAGAGGCUCGAACUUAACGGAAAUAAAUUCGCCGAGGAGGAUCCCGCUAUUAUUCUACUGAGGGAGCUUCUCGAUGAUCGCAAGGAGAAGUUUGGUGGAGAUAUUAUUCUAGAGGAUGACUGGGGUCUAGACGAGCUCGACGAGCUUGAUGACGAGUCCGAGGAAGAGGAGGAGGAGGAGGAGGAGGAGGAAGUCGAGCCGGAGGAGCUUGCCGAGAAGCUCAUCAAGGAGGCCGAGGAGGCGCAGGAAGAACCGACGGUGCAAGUCAAGGACAAGGAGGUAGACAAGCUUGCGGAGAAGUUGGAGAAGACUUCCAUCUAA